Cornus florida is the source of this 829-nucleotide messenger RNA. RefSeq lists its product as uncharacterized. The transcript has a single exon. The record is from RefSeq and is a predicted model, not a curated record. NCBI's taxonomy places the organism in Eukaryota, Viridiplantae, Streptophyta, Magnoliopsida, Cornales, Cornaceae. Bases 1 to 714 code for a protein of 237 amino acids.
AUGGAAACAUCACAAACUCUAGCAAAAGAAAGCCAAGACAACCUGCACCAACAAUUCAAGAACCUUGAACAACAAUGGGACACCAUCAAGCAAACAAAGCCACACCCACACCAGCCUACGCUUCAUCGAUGCUCGAUGGAUUCGAAAACCAUUGUCAAGACUCUCCAACUGAUCAACAACUCUCCAAAAAGUCUCAUGUCUUCUCUACAACACGAGAGAAGGUCUCCUUCAGUGGAAGAGAUACUUAGAGAGAGAAGAAUGGCCACUGAGAGUAGCAAGUUGAAGGGAAGGAGGCUUUUUGAGAUGGGUUUUGAAGGUAGAGAAGAGAUGGGGAGUGAUUGUUUUGGUUUGGUUCAAGAAGGUGAAGUGAGGUCAGUGUGUUCUUAUGGUAAUUCUCAAGAUGUUGAGAGUGAUGGUUUGGGAAGCUUCAAGGAAGAGGUGGCUUCUGGUUGUUGCUAUUGUUGUUCCUACUCUGGAUCUUCUGUGUCUGGUGGAAAGGUGGAGAGAGAAAAAGUGGCGGAUGAGAGAGAGAAGGUGGAGCAUGAUGUGGAAGAAAAGGAGAGAUAUGGUGGUGGGGGUAGUGGUGGUGGAAAGUGGAUUCUUCUCAUGGCUUGGUUUAGUAUUGCUUUAAUGGUGUUUACAUUAGGAAUUAUCUCAAUGAAGUGCAAUGAAGAAUAUGGGAAUGAAGAUGAGGUAAUUGUAGUCCCAACAUGAACUCUCUCAGUUGAUCUUGUUCUAUAGUGUUUUUUUUUUUUUUUUUGCUGGUUUAUUGAAUUUCUAUUUAAUUUUUUUUCAGUAUAUGGAAGAUGUGAUUGAUUAUAAUUUCAAA